Scleropages formosus (Asian bonytongue) is the source of this 1685-nucleotide messenger RNA. It is a transcript of the gene rab7a, whose product is annotated as RAB7a, member RAS oncogene family. The record is from RefSeq and is a predicted model, not a curated record. Lineage: Eukaryota; Metazoa; Chordata; Actinopteri; Osteoglossiformes; Osteoglossidae. Gene Ontology annotation, biological process: endosome to lysosome transport; phagosome-lysosome fusion. Gene Ontology annotation, cellular component: lysosome; phagocytic vesicle; late endosome. Gene Ontology annotation, molecular function: GTPase activity; GTP binding. The transcript is spliced from 7 exons. The coding region runs from base 371 to 994 and encodes 207 amino acids.
GACUGACACGCCACGGUUGUUUUUGGAGGAAGUGGGAGAGGAAGAGAAGGAGCGGCGGCGAGCGGUAGCGCAGCUCGUUUUGUAGGUACUGCAGAAGCAAGAAAACUCGAACAAAGGUAGAAGGUGACCAGAAAGGUAGCGAAGCGAUUCAAGCAACCGGUGAGCCGGCGUGAGGAAAAGAACAUUUUAACGCACUGGUGCUGUUAGCCUAGCUUAGCCCUCUGCUGCAGUACUGAAGCGGAAAAAAAAGAAGACGGCCGUUGGCUGCUGCGGGCCGCCCGACACGAACACUGACUGCUGCUCCGGAUCUGUGUGACUGACUCUGUGUGUGAACGCCAUUGUGGCAAUACUCUGAGACAGCCUUGAUAGAAUGACAUCCAGAAAGAAGGUGCUACUCAAAGUCAUCAUUCUUGGAGAUUCUGGUGUUGGCAAGACUUCCCUGAUGAACCAGUAUGUGAAUAAAAAGUUCAGCAACCAGUACAAAGCUACAAUAGGAGCAGACUUCCUUACAAAAGAAGUGAUGGUGGAUGACAGACUUGUCACAAUGCAGAUAUGGGAUACAGCAGGGCAGGAGCGCUUCCAGUCACUGGGUGUUGCCUUCUACCGCGGAGCAGACUGCUGCGUGCUUGUUUUCGAUGUGACUGCACCCAACACUUUUAAGACCCUGGACAGCUGGCGGGACGAGUUUCUCAUCCAAGCCAGUCCUCGUGACCCUGAGAACUUCCCAUUUGUAGUACUAGGCAACAAGAUUGACCUGGAGAACAGGCAGGUAACAACCAAGCGAGCACAGGCCUGGUGCCAGAGUAAGAACAACAUCCCAUACUUUGAGACUAGUGCCAAGGAGGCUAUUAACGUGGAGCAGGCCUUCCAGACCAUUGCACGCAACGCUCUGAAGCAGGAGACAGAAGUAGAGCUGUACAAUGAGUUUCCAGAGCCAAUCAAACUGGACAAGAAUGAUCGAGUGAAACCUUCAGCGGAAACAUGCAGCUGCUGAGGGGGACCCGGGACCUCUAGAGGCCUGAAUGGUCCUCUUAAAUCCUCCCUUGCCUUCUAAAAGCCUCUCCUACCCUCUUCUGCCCUGCUGUAUGCUCCUCUUACCUGACCCCAUCAUCACUGGUGUGCAGAAGUAGUUCAGUGUGUUGGUAGACAAGAGCUGGCUUUUUCCAUUUCAGUGUACUCUACACGCAGGCACUCUUAGAAACACACAUCCUUGUACCCAGCCCUAGGCUCAAGAACAUGUGCUCUUAGAAGAGUUACUCUAAUUUGAGAAUUGCGCUCCCUCCAUGACAAUUUAAACUCUUACUUCAAGGUACAUUCACAGUCAGUCCUUUACUUCAGCCCCUCCACAAAAAGCUGAAGCAGACCUCCAGUUCCUUCUCUGCCCCUGACAUUUAGGAUGUGUGAGCUUGUAUUUCCUAACAGGUAAGAUUAGGAUCACAAAGAGGAAUGUUUCACUUUACAGCUUUUGAUUAUGUUCACUUUAAGCCUGUUUGUUUAGCUGUUUUGCAAAUUUGCUUUUCAAAGCAGCUGCAGCUCAUGUGAUCUGAUUUAACAUGAUAUAUUGCCAAGACAGCCAUCGAAGAAAAUAAUUUGCCUCGGAGGAAAAACUUGAUUACUUCUGCACUUUCAUUUUGUACAUGUCUGCCUUUACAUAUGUAUGAUAAGCACUUCAACUUCAGCCAGUA